This is a messenger RNA of Dujonia railenensis, 1926 nucleotides long. The record is from the annotation of a GenBank genome assembly. NCBI's taxonomy places the organism in Eukaryota, Fungi, Ascomycota, Pichiomycetes, Serinales, Debaryomycetaceae.
AUGUACAAAAAUAAACCGUCGUCUACCGCUUCUGGUAGCUCCAACCCAAUCUCAGAUACACAGAUCUCCGAGUCAAGAAAACGUCAGUCUAAGAGAGACGACGCCAUCAGAAGAAAGAUUGAAAAUGACUUGAGUAAGAAAAAGAAGAGCAGCACACGCACCAACAGAAGCAAAAAGGGCGCUCCAGGUACAGUGUUAUACUUGAAACCCUCGGAGCCUAUCAUCUGUAAGCCAACGGCCACUGUUUACGAAGUGUCUCAGCUUAUGACUGCCAAGAGAGAAAAUUGUAUAUUGGUAGUCAAUGAUUUGGGAGAGUUAUUGGGGAUUUUCACGGCUAAGGAUUUGGCAUUCAGAGUGGUGGGAUCUGGGCUUAAUUCUACCCAAGUCACCAUUGAUCAGAUUAUGACCCCAGACCCAAUGUGUGCUAACUCCAAUACCCCAGCCUCGGAAGCUUUAAAUUUGAUGGUGGAAAGAGGUUUCAGGCACUUGCCAGUCUUAGACGAGCAAAAUAGCCAAAUUGUUGGUGUCUUGGAUAUCACCAAAUGUUAUGCUCAGCAGAUGGAGAAAUUAGAAAGAAUGCAUGCCUCUUCGAAGAAGCUUUACGAAGCUCUCGACUCAGUGCAUAGUGAAAUUGGAAUGCAGCAACAACCGUUACACAUUUUCCAAUAUUUUGAAAACUUGAAGUUGAAAAUGAACGGCCCCACCUUGGAAAGUGUGCUAGUAGAUGGAUCUACAAUGCCAGUCUAUACCAACUUCAAGGCUUCAGUUUACGAGGCCACCAUCUUGAUGAAGGAAAACCAUACCACAGCCGUUCUCGUUAAGGAUAGCAACGAAGAGGUCACCGGGAUUUUUACCUCUAAAGAUGUUGUGUUGAGAGUUAUAGCCGCAGGGUUAGAUCCUAAGAAAUGUAGCAUUGUUAGAGUAAUGACUCCACAACCAGAUGUUGCACCCCAGAAUCUUCCAAUUCAAGAAGCUCUCAGAAAAAUGUUUGACGGUCAUUACUUGAACUUACCUGUAAUUGAUGAAAUGGAACAAAUUAUAGGUAUUGUAGAUGUCUUGAAAUUGACUUACACCACCUUGAACCAGAUAAAACUUAUCGAGGAAAAUGAUAAUAAACAGAAUAAUGAUGGCCAGAACCUGAACCAAAAUCAACUGGCACAGAAGCAAGAGGAAAGUAACGGUCCUGCUUGGAAUAAGUUUUGGACUUCCCUUGAUAAUGAUGACAGUGAUUCCGUGCAUUCGGACUCACUUAUUGGCAGUGGCACUGGUACUGGAACCGGAGCGGGUGGAAUUCCAGAAAUCACUCCUUCCGAAUUCAAUUCUUUUAACGUUGACAACAUCAAGCCAUCAGAUUCGAUCUCUUACAUCACUUCUCCAACUAGACCGAAGAGAAAAUCAAGGUUAGCACAUGAAGAUGAAGAGCCAGAGGAAGAAAGAACAACUGAAACUGAUGAUGUUUCUUUCAAAUUAUCGCCUUACAUUUUCAAAUUUAGGUCACCGGUCGUUGAUGGAAGAGUUCACCGUGUAUCUUUGACUCCAAUUGAAGGGGUGAAGAAGCUUCAUGAAUUGAUAGACAGCAAACUUCACGCAAAGGAUUUAGAAUUCCUUAGGGUAACUCCUGAGGAGAAAUACGCAAUAAGUUAUAUCGAUGAUGAAGGUGAUAUUGUCUCAAUCACCUCAGAUCACGAUCUUAUCGAGUGUGUUAGAAUUAAUAAGCAUUUGAAAAAUGAUAAGGCCGAUUUAUACAUUCACAAUCCACACGUACCUGCUCCUAUCGACGAAGCAAAUAUAGGUAGAUCAAAGGGGAAGAAAAGCGGUAACUCCAAUGAUCUCAUAGGUGGAAUCCCAAAUGAAGUUUUGAUUCCUGGGAUUUUGGCUGUCCUUACAACUUCUGCUGUCAUUGGUUUCUUCAUGGGAAGAAAGUAG